Phyllostomus discolor (pale spear-nosed bat) is the source of this 908-nucleotide messenger RNA. Its product is annotated as histone H3. Gene Ontology annotation, molecular function: protein heterodimerization activity; DNA binding; structural constituent of chromatin. Gene Ontology annotation, cellular component: nucleosome. The transcript has a single exon. Bases 253 to 663 code for a protein of 136 amino acids. NCBI's taxonomy places the organism in Eukaryota, Metazoa, Chordata, Mammalia, Chiroptera, Phyllostomidae. The record is from RefSeq and is a predicted model, not a curated record.
AACUGGCAGGAAGAGCUGUAGGCAUAUACUGGAAAGUAGACAGGGAGGCGGGUGGCUGGGGGCAGGGAGGAUUCUGCCUCAGCCAAUCGGGCACGCCAGGAAAGAUGACAUCACAGCCAAUGGGUAGCCAGCGCGGGACUUUCAAUUUUCUCGCCCCGCCCAAUAGGGAAAAGACUGUGCCUAUAAAGACGGCUGUUGCGGCCCCGGGACCGAUACCCUCCCGGCCGCUGUGUUGUGCAGUUGUUGUUCGCCAUGGCCCGUACUAAGCAGACCGCGCGCAAGUCGACCGGCGGUAAGGCCCCGCGGAAGCAGUUGGCCACCAAGGCAGCUCGCAAGAGCGCGCCGGCCACGGGCGGCGUCAAGAAGCCGCAUCGCUACCGCCCGGGCACCGUGGCGCUGCGCGAGAUCCGGCGCUACCAGAAAUCCACCGAGCUGCUGAUCCGCAAGCUUCCCUUCCAGCGCCUGGUGCGCGAGAUCGCGCAGGACUUCAAGACCGACCUGCGCUUCCAGAGUUCAGCCGUCAUGGCGCUGCAGGAGGCGAGCGAGGCCUACCUGGUAGGCCUGUUCGAGGACACCAACCUGUGCGCCAUCCACGCUAAGCGCGUCACCAUCAUGCCCAAAGACAUCCAGUUGGCCCGCCGCAUCCGCGGGGAGCGGGCCUAAGAAGCGCGCGCUCGGUCCGACGUUCCAUCGCAUCCAAAGGCUCUUUUCAGAGCCACCCACCAGAUCACUGGAAAGAGGCUGUGCCACUGGGCCUCCGUGCCCCCGGGAAGGGAGGGCGCUUAGAGGUGGGCAGACGGUGUGGGGCUCCCCACACAAAAGGGCAGAACCCUCGCGUUGGCCGCCUUCCGGCCUGCUACUCUGAAGCUCACAGGGGUUCCCGACAGUGCUCGGCGGCCUCGCGCACA